AUGCACACAAGCCGGAGUUUCUACAAUAUGGCGCGGCUGGUGGACAUUAAGCAUCAGCGCGGCUUCUGGUCCAAGGUUCUGAUAGAGUAUGGCAUCUACACACUCUUCAUCGCCUUUGUAUACUUCGUCCUCAUUGGGAUGCCGCUCUGGAAAGGCGCAGUCUUCUGGCUGUACUGGAUCAUGCGACACAAGUUUGUGUUCCAGGGAGGGUGGGCUAUUGUCAUUGCGAUACUAGUCUUUUACACCUAUACUCCGCUCCUCAUCAUCUUCGAGGACAAUGCACCAGGCCCAGAAUAUUACGAGCAACGGAAUAUCGAGCCUAGAGCCCUCAACACGGCUCUCCUCAUCCCAACCUAUCGAUCCGCGCCUAUACUCGGCAACACACUCGAGGCGGCACUGAAGGUCUUUCCAGCAGAGAACAUCUACAUAGUUGCCAACGGAAACUCCUCUACGCCGCUGGACAACACCGAGGAAAUCUGUCGGGAGUACGGAGUGAACCACAUCUGGAGUCCGGUCGGUUCGAAGAUCGUUGCGCUGUUCGUUGGCUGCUACGCCGUCAACCGGUUUCGCUCCGUCCUCGUCAUGGAUGACGACUGUGUGCUUCCACCAAACUUUAUCGUCGUUGCUUCUCGCCUUUCUGAUACAACGCGUUGCAUCGGCUACACGAUAAAAGCCGCAGGUCUUGAAACGAACGAGGCAACAUGGUGCCAGAAAGCGCAAGACCUGGAAUACAAACUCGCCGGGUUACAGCGCUGUUUCUCGGCCACGGUCGGGAGUGCGACUUUUCCACAUGGGGCAAUCUCGCUCUGGGAUCGCGCGUUCCUUCAGAAGACUCUCGAGCACCAUCCCGGAUUCUCUAUUAGCGAGGAUUGGUUUCUGGGCGAUUCGUGUCGCAGGCUGGGCGGGCGGAUCCAGAUGUGCAGUGCUGUGUUUGUGGAAACGAGCACACCAUCCACUUUGCUCUUUGGGGAGAAAAACGCGGAGAGAGGAGGGUUCGGUGAGAUGACCGUCUUUCGACAACGGUUUACACGGUGGAACUUCUUUACCACGACGGGCGUGUGGCACAAUAUCUCUUAUAUAUUCGGAUCGUGGAAAUUAGGAGGAUGGGAAGUCGGGACGAAGAUAUUCUUAACCUGGAAGAUCCAGGUGUAUGAAACAAUCCUAUACCUGUUGACCCCGUUCAUCCUCCCAGUCUCACUCAUCGUCCAGCCAUGGUUCUGCGUCGCCAUGUCCUUUGGUAUACUGGGUCUCUACCUGCUCCAGGUGCUUAUUUUCAACGAGUUUCAUCUUCGACGGAAGAAUGAGCGUGUGAGCAUGUCCACCGUGCUGGGAUUCUACAUGCCCUACAAGAUCAUCAUCAGCUUUAUCAAUGUGGGCAGCUGCUACUGGGCGCUGUUCAAAAUGCGAUACGGAGUGGUCAAGGAGUGGCCAGGGAUAUCAGUAGAAGGUAUCAGAGUCGGAGAAGUGGACAUAGAAGUGUAUCAGGAGGGUGCUGAUGAACUCGGAUACUCUCAUUGA
Aspergillus calidoustus is the source of this 1518-nucleotide messenger RNA. The record is from the annotation of a GenBank genome assembly. Lineage: Eukaryota; Fungi; Ascomycota; Eurotiomycetes; Eurotiales; Aspergillaceae.